Thermothielavioides terrestris NRRL 8126 is the source of this 1727-nucleotide messenger RNA. RefSeq lists its product as uncharacterized. The record is from RefSeq and is a predicted model, not a curated record. The transcript is spliced from 5 exons. Gene Ontology annotation, biological process: SNARE complex disassembly; intracellular protein transport. Gene Ontology annotation, cellular component: vacuolar membrane; SNARE complex. The coding region runs from base 163 to 1041 and encodes 292 amino acids. Gene Ontology annotation, molecular function: soluble NSF attachment protein activity; syntaxin binding. NCBI's taxonomy places the organism in Eukaryota, Fungi, Ascomycota, Sordariomycetes, Sordariales, Chaetomiaceae.
UGCAGCCUGACUUGAGACGGCUGGCCCACCUCCAGGCCCCGCCUCUUCGAAGGCCGACUGUUAGCGACGCCAAACACCCAACAACCGAUUUCUCAGUUUGCAAAAGAUCUGCCAGUUGAGACAUUCCCGAGUCACUUUGACGUUCACUACCUGCAACACAUCAUGGCUCUGGACCCACGCGCGCUGGAGGAGAAGGCCAAAAAGACCCUCCAGAGCGCGUCUAGCGGAUUCAGCUUUUUCAGCAACAAGGAGGACAAGUACCAGAAUGCUGCCGAUCUCUAUGUCCAGGCGGCCAAUGCCUACCGGUUGGAGAAGAAGAACAAGGAAGCGGGCGCGGCGUUCGAGGCAGCAGCAAAUAUUCACCAAAACAAACUGAACGAGCCGGACGACGCGGCGAACAUCAUGGUGGACGCAUUCAAGGUGUACAGGAAAGAAUAUCCCAACGACGCCGUGCGGUGUAUCAAGAAAGCCAUCGACCGGUACCAGGCGAAAGGCAACUUCCGGCGGGCGGCUUCUCAUCUGGAAAACGUGGCCGAGCUGCUCGAGGUGGAGCUUGGCGACCGCAAGCAGGCCAUGGGCUACUACCACGACGCGGCACGCUGGUACGAGGAGGACGGGGCAAAGGCGCUUGCCAACAAGCUGUGGCUCAAGGAGGCCGACAUUGCUGCGCUCGAGGGCGAUUAUUACAAGGCGCUUGAGAACUACGAGAAGGUGGCCGACUCAUCACUAGACAACAACUUGAUGAAAUACUCGGUCAAGGACUACUGGCUGAAGGCGGGGAUCUGCGUCCUGGCGACCAAGGACCUCGUCAGCGCGCGCCGCAACCUGGAGCGGUACAAGGAGAAGGACCCGUCCUUCGCGGCCCAGCGCGAGUGCCAGCUGCUGUCGGACCUGAUCGAGGCGGUCGAGGCCGGGAACCAGGAGCUGUUCACCGACAAGCUCUACGCGUACGACCAGCUGAGCCGGCUCGACAAGUGGAAGACGGAGAUGCUGGUCAGGGUCAAGAACCAGAUUGAGGAGGCGGAUAAUGAAUUUUCGUGAGGCACUCGCUUGCCUGGGUGGGUGUGCGGCGUUUUGGCGGUUUAAACAGCAUACCUUGAAUAUGCCUAAGUCACUGCUUGGCCCGUCUCAUGGUAAUCCAGAGACUGGGAGUUGUGGGUCGAAGUGGUCGUCUACUCUUGUUUUUUCGUCAUCUCAAGCGCUCUGAAGCUGAAGGCACUCGCGGGAUCGGUAUUCGGUAUUCGGUAUGCCACUCUUGGGGACAUUGGUUGCCUGCUCAGUCUGGGGAUAGCACUACAAAGUCCAUCCCUACGCCGACUGUCCCCGAGUGGCUGUCCAUCCAAAUCUAAUCCCUUCGAAGUGUACCCGUCUGGGCUGAACCUGCAUUCCCUCCGGACACCGGCCAGGAAGCCGCGCUUGCGCCACAGCUGGACGUGGUAUCCUGACUACGAGACCCUGCAGCAAGUCUUCUGGAAAACCUGCGAGAAGGAAGUCGGCGGCUUGUCUGCAACGGAACUCCGCGCAAUCAGAUGGCAAGAGGGCCGGGCCUCUUUCUCUCAGCUGACUUCACCAGCCGUCUCGCGAGCGGGCCGGAACCGACCGCUAUAUGAAGUUGUGAGCAGAUGCCGAAUUUGGUCCAGGUUGCUGAACGAGCUGUUCGUCAGAUUGUGCUGAGUUAGCCAUACACAGUUGGGGUUGCGCACCGAUAAGCGAUAACUACACUAACA